AUGGAUAGCGAACUAAAAACGUUGAUUGCUGAGCGCGGUAUACUAAAGGCUUCACUCACGCGUUUAAAGCGGUUUUUCACGGAAUCGGCGGGUGUUACACCGAUAGGUGCGCUCCAGAAGCGCUUAGAUGCGAAUGUCGGAUUGUACGACAAUUUCAAUAAAAUACAAAAUAGGAUAGAGCUGUUAGUGUCGGGUACAGAUCUAGAAGGGGCACAUGAAGCCUUCAGGAAAAAAUUCGAAGAGACGUAUUUCAAGUUAAUAGCCGAAAUCGAGUCGCACAUUCUGGCUUCACGUUCGUCUCAACGACAACAACCUUCUGCGAGUCCAGCGGUGACGGAUGGAUCGAAUCAAGUACACGUAAAAUUGCCGACAAUCCAAAUUCCACAUUUUGACGGGAAAUACAAUGACUGGAUCAAAUUUCGCGAUACGUUCAUGUCAUUAAUACAUGAAAAUGAAUCACUGUCGGGCCUGCAGAAGUAUCACUAUUUAAAUUCGGUAUUGCAAGGCUCUGCAGCACGCGUCAUCGAAGCGUUAGGGAUAUCCGAGGCGAAUUAUAGGGUAGCCUGGGACGCGUUGGUGACACGAUACCAAGACUCGACGGCGUUAUUAAGGCACCACGUGCACGCCUUACUGGACAUUGCACCAGUUAAAAAAUUUUCCGCGAGCGCAUUGAGGGAUUUUCUGGAUGACGCGAAAAAUCAUUUACUGGCACUAAAAUCGCUGGGGGAGCCUGUCGAGAAAUGGGAUAAGCUAAUUGUUCCUUUACUAUCCAGAAAACUGGAUGUAGUUUCCGCCCGAGAAUGGGAAAAACGGGUAAUAUCUGCUGAAAAUAUUACGUUCAACCAUUUCGCGGAUUUUUUAGAGGAACGGUCGAAGUAUUUAGAAAAUACAACGACGCCAGCUCAGUAUGUAGCUGGCGGUGCCGAGAAGCAAUUGUUUUACAAUUGCAACAACCAAUUGAUUGGACCAAUUGGUGCUCUCGACGCCUGA
This is a messenger RNA of Colletes gigas, 990 nucleotides long. RefSeq lists its product as uncharacterized. Lineage: Eukaryota; Metazoa; Arthropoda; Insecta; Hymenoptera; Colletidae. The record is from RefSeq and is a predicted model, not a curated record. The transcript has 2 exons. The coding region runs from base 1 to 990 and encodes 329 amino acids.